UCCAACCGAACUUGCUUUCUAGCGAAAGUUUAUGCAUAAUUAAUGAGGCUGGAGACAUCGUGGCGCGGUUGAAUCUCACCUCAAUUUCAGUCUUCGACCAGGACCGACCGGUGGCAGACGUUUCUUUUCUACAUAGAAUCAUGUUGGCUAAGUUACUCUACGUUUUCGUUUUGUUUCUCGGGGCACGGACCAUCUGUACCGCUACGUUUCACCAGAAAAAACAUCACAUAGAUAUUGGCAAAUUCAACGCCUCGUACUAUGACCCGGAGACUGGAGUUGGACUGAUGCCGGAAUUGGAGGGUUCUGGCAGAAAUCCUGCGUCGUUCAGGAUCGGGUUUCGUGGUAUCCCGUGCCAAUGCGAGAACCUGGAAUGCAAUUGUUGCGUUGGUGUGAAUCUGAACGUGAUCAAUUUCAAUCGUAAAGCCUGCACUAAAUUCACCUAUGAUCCCUCCACGUUUACGCUUAACACGGUGUUGAGCAUGAACGAGAGGGAGAUCUACACUAAUACUCUGUCUACUAAAAACCCACCUCCGUUGUGCGUUCCUCUACCCCAGUUGCCUAUCAUACAGUUCUGCAUUCGUUUCUUCGAUGUGUACACCGAGGGACGAAACCUUCACGCUUGCAUCGACUUAGAAACGCGCAUGAUUGGCUCGCCGAUCUUGAUCCUGCACUUCAAUUGCGUGAAAGUGGGCGUCGAUGGAGUGUCUUGGGCGCAUAUCGGGAACGGGACUAGCACGAUGUCUCUUCAAAUGCAGACGGUGACCAGCGAACCGGAAGUGUACGACGAGGUGGACUUUGAACAGCAAGAUCUCGAGGUUUUCGUGAACUACACGUCGACGCUGAGUCCCGACGAAGAAGCACAAAUUGGACAACUGAAACUGUGA
Molecule: messenger RNA, 884 nt
Organism: Dufourea novaeangliae
Lineage: Eukaryota; Metazoa; Arthropoda; Insecta; Hymenoptera; Halictidae
Exons: 3
Coding region: 141-884 (247 amino acids)
Source: RefSeq, a predicted model, not a curated record